Messenger RNA from Thunnus maccoyii (southern bluefin tuna), 3331 nucleotides. Its product is annotated as zgc:136908. Gene Ontology annotation, biological process: mitotic spindle disassembly; retrograde protein transport, ER to cytosol; autophagosome maturation. Lineage: Eukaryota; Metazoa; Chordata; Actinopteri; Scombriformes; Scombridae. Bases 516 to 2942 code for a protein of 808 amino acids. The transcript is spliced from 19 exons. Gene Ontology annotation, molecular function: ATP binding; ATP hydrolysis activity; polyubiquitin modification-dependent protein binding. The record is from RefSeq and is a predicted model, not a curated record. Gene Ontology annotation, cellular component: cytosol; nucleus; VCP-NPL4-UFD1 AAA ATPase complex.
ACCAUGCCGCGUUUUAGGAAAGAAAGGACUUGUCCAGGAGACGAGACAGAUUAUAAGUCUGUUCUUUUGGAAAAUAGGUUCUGUACAUCAUUUAUUUUGGCUGAUAAAUACUUCACAGUUAAUCAGGAAGUGUUUUUCAUGAUCAGAUAAGUUCUUGUGCUUGCAUUUGCUGGUUAGAAGCAGGGGGAGGAGGAAAUAUCACACUAUAUCUGUCCUGGGACUCUCUCCAAGACAGGCUGCAGCACCCACAAACAUGGUGGUUCAAUGCAACAGAGGAAAGAGGGGAAACUGAGACUCUCAGCUGGGAACUUCUGGGCUGCAAGAAGACCAAAACCACACCGGGGCAGAUCAGAUCAGUCAGAACCUGAAACCUUUGGCACCGAUCAGGGCAGAAAGCAGACCGGACAAGAUCAGCCCUCUGAAUAUAACACAGUAAACAACUGCAGACGACAGAGAGGGGCAGAGUGUGAAAAUUAUCAGGAAAAAAUCUUCCGAGACAAAGGAGACAAACAGUCAUGCCAGGCUCAGGAGGAGUAGACCCAAAGGGAGAAGAUUUCUCAACUGCCAUCCUAAAGCAGAAACACAGACCUAACAGACUCAUUGUGGAUGAAGCUCUCAAUGAAGACAGCAGCAUUGUCAGCCUAUCACAGAAUAAGACGGAGGAGCUGCAGCUCUUCCGGGGGGACACAGUGGUGUUGAGGGGGCGGAAACGCCGUCAGACAGUGUGUAUCGUCCUGACGGAUGACACCUGUGGAGAUGAACGGAUCCGUAUGAACCGUGUGACCCGCAACAACCUGCGUGUCCGGCUUGGUGAUGUCAUCAGUAUCCAUGCUUGCCCUGAUAUCAAGUAUGGAAAGAAGAUCCAUAUCCUCCCUAUAGAUGACACCAUUGAGGGCCUGACAGGGAACCUCUUUGAGGUUUUCCUCAAACCAUACUUUCUGGAGGCAUACCGCCCCGUACAUAAAGGUGACAUCUUCCUGGUGAGGGGGAGCAUGCGGGCAGUGGAAUUCAAGGUGGUGGAGACAGACCCCAGCCCUCACUGCAUUGUUGCCCCCGACACUGUCAUCUACUGUGAGGGAGAGCCAAUCAAAAGAGAGGACGAGGAGGAGAGUCUUAAUGACAUCGGCUACGACGACAUCGGAGGCUGUCGAAAGCAGCUUGCACAGAUUAAAGAGAUGGUGGAGCUUCCUCUCAGACACCCCGGUCUUUUCAAGACUAUAGGAGUGAAGCCCCCCAGAGGUAUCCUCCUGUAUGGCCCUGCAGGUACAGGGAAGACCCUGGUUGCGCGGGCUGUAGCCAACGAAACCGGUGCCUUCUUCUUCCUCAUCAAUGGUCCUGAGAUCAUGAGUAAGCUGGCGGGAGAGUCAGAGAGCAACCUGAGAAAGGCCUUUGAGGAAGCAGAGAAAAACGCUCCAGCCAUCAUCUUCAUUGAUGAGCUGGACGCCAUCGCCCCCAAGAGAGAGAAGACGCAUGGAGAAGUGGAGAGACGUAUAGUGUCCCAGCUCCUGACCCUGAUGGAUGGCCUGAAGCAAAGAGCUCAUGUGGUUGUCAUGGCAGCAACAAACCGACCUAACAGUAUUGACGCUGCACUGAGACGCUUUGGCAGGUUUGACCGUGAGAUCGACAUUGGAAUCCCAGAUUCGACUGGCAGACUGGAGAUCCUGCAGAUCCACACCAAAAACAUGAAACUGGCUGACGACGUCGACUUGGAGAGGAUCGCCACAGAGACCCACGGCCAUGUGGGCGCUGACCUGGCUGCUCUGUGCUCAGAAUCUGCUCUGCAAGCCAUCCGCAAGAAGAUGACCCUCAUAGACCUGGAGGACGAUACCAUCGAUGCUGACCUGCUCAACUCACUGGCUGUCACCAUGGACGACUUCCAGUGGGCGCUGAGUCAGAGCAACCCGUCAGCUUUGAGAGAAACUGUUGCAGAGGUACCUCAGGUCAACUGGGAGGACAUCGGAGGACUGGACGAGGUCAAGAGAGAACUGCAAGAACUGGUUCAGUACCCCGUCGAGUAUCCGGACAAGUUCCUAAAGUUUGGGAUGACCCCAUCUCGGGGAGUGUUGUUCUAUGGUCCCCCAGGCUGUGGGAAAACCCUUCUGGCUAAGGCCAUUGCCAACGAGUGCCAGGCGAACUUUGUCUCCAUCAAAGGACCCGAGAUGCUCACUAUGUGGUUUGGAGAAUCAGAGGCCAAUGUCAGAGAUGUCUUUGAUAAGGCCAGGCAAGCAGCUCCCUGCAUCUUGUUUUUCGACGAGUUGGACUCCAUUGCCAAAUCCAGAGGGGGCGGUGCUGGGGAUGCAGGUGGUGCAGCCGACAGAGUCAUCAACCAGAUACUCACAGAGAUGGACGGCAUGUCCGACAAAAAGAAUGUUUUCAUCAUUGGCGCCACAAACAGACCAGACAUCAUAGAUGCAGCCAUCCUGCGGCCGGGCCGUUUAGAUCAGCUCAUUUACAUCCCGCUCCCAGACAAACGCUCUCGGACCGCCAUCCUACGCGCCAACCUCCGCAAGUCCCCUGUCGCACGUGAUGUGGAUCUUGAAUACCUGUCUGGCAUCACAGAGGGUUUCUCCGGAGCUGACCUGACAGAGAUCUGCCAGCGGGCUUGUAAGCUGGCCAUCCGUGAGGCCAUCGAGGCCGAGAUCAAGGCUGAGCGUCAGAGGCAGAGCAGACCAGGCAUCCCCAUGGAUGAGGACUUUGAUCCAGUCCCAGAGAUCAGGAAGGACCAUUUUGAAGAGGCAAUGCGAUUUGCUCGGCGCUCUGUUAGUGACAAUGACAUCCGCAAAUAUGAGAUGUUUGCUCAAACUCUGCAGCAGAGUCGAGGUUUCGGGAACUUCAGGUUCCCCUCAGCUACUGGUUCCCAGUCUGGAGGUCAAGGGUCUGGCUCUGGGUCAGGGAGGCCAGGCCUGUUCAGAGAAGAAGGUGACGAUGAUCUUUAUCAGUGACAGAAACAUCAUCGUAUAACGGAACAGCUGCACAAUAUUUUCCUCUUCCACGACUGUGCUUUUGCUUCCUUGGAAGAAUGGAAACAGGAGAAUAAUGGGAGUGGAAACGGGAAACAGAGGGACAUGAUCGUAAAAAUAAUUGUAAGGAAUCUUUUUUAAAAGAAAAGAAGAAGAUUUCAAACAAGAAAUCAGAUGAAAAAUGUUGUUAUAUUAUGUUAUUAUAUAGAGUUUCAUGGUAAAAACCAAUAGACAUGUUAGACAUUUGCACUGAAAUAAAAAAAAGCACUGGGUUUGUACACACUGUAUUCUGCCUGCACUAUGAAAACAAUGUAAGUUGUGUGUCUGUGUGAGUCGAAAAUGUAAGAAAUAAAUAUAUUUGUAUGGCUUUA